CCUGCUGUCCCACCCUCAGCAAGGUGUAGUAUCAUCCCACGCUUCCUUGCUACAGGUUGCUAUGAAACUAGCCUGGGAUAUACCAUUUACUGUAAAGGAGGGAGAGAUGUACGCUUUAGAUUUGUUUCUAAUUGAAAUUCAGACGUAUGCAGUUUAGUGAUCUUUAGCUGUGUGCUUUGUAAAAUAAAAAGGCACAAUGUCCUACGUUGCUUUUAGUCUGUAAAGGGUUUAAUUCUACAAACAGGGAUGUUACAGGUGCAGCGUGUCCUUUGGGUGGAUCCAGUCCCUGCUGCUUACACAUAGGUGUCAGGGUUGAUAGUGCUCAGGUUUAAUCGCAUAGACCUUUGCUACAAGUAUGUGAGCGAACGGGGGGAUGCUGCCCCACAAAUGGGGCUUCCCCUCUCCGUCCACCGUGCCAUACAUGUGGCCCCUAAGGGGCCAGCCAGCCGGUGCCUUUAACUAUUGAAGAGCUGGGCUCUUCUUCUAUUACCUGUUUGUCAACUGACACUGGGAUCCUUUCAUUCUAAUUAUGUCAUUUAUCGAGACGCUAAAUGAAGAAGAAUGCUAUGAGUGUGACUGUGAAAGUGAGCAAGAGGCUCUUUACGAUGAUUCCUCGGAGCAGCUGGAAUUUAUGGAAGAAGUUUUAUGUGCUGAACGAGUUGGCCAGAUGACUAAAACAUACAAUGAUAUAGAUGCUGUAACACGUCUUCUAGAAGAGAAAGAACGAGAUCUAGAGUUGGCUGCUCGGAUUGGUCAGUCUUUGCUAAAGAAGAAUAAAACCCUUACAGAAAGGAACGAAUACCUUGAAGAACAAGUAGAGCACAUAAGAGAAGAGGUAUCCCAGUUACGCCAUGAACUGUCUAUGAAAGAUGAGCUGCUUCAGUUUUACACCAGUGCAGCUGACGAGAGCGAGUCGGACUCCAUCUGUUCAACACCUCUGAAGAGGAAUGAAUCUUCAUCAUCCGUCCAAAGUUUUUUCCCCUUUGAUUCUCUUCAAAAGAAACUGAAAGAUCUCGAGGAUGAGAACAUUGUCCUGCGCUCAGAGGCAUGUCACCUCCAAACGGAGACCAUCACAUAUGAAGAGAAAGAGCAGCAGCUUGUAAAUGACUGCGUAAAAGAGCUAAGGGAUGCAAGUAACCAGAUUGCAAACAUAUCCGAGGAAUUGGCAAAGAAGACGGAAGAUGCAGCACGACAACAAGAAGAGAUCACUCAUCUCUUGUCACAGAUCGUUGACAUUCAGAAAAAAGCAAAAGCAUAUGCAGUGGAAAAUGAGGAACUGGUACAACACUUGGGAGCUGCUAAAGAUGCUCAGCGGCAACUUACAGCAGAGCUGCGGGAGCUGGAGGACAAGUAUGCAGAGUGCAUGGAAAUGCUUCAUGAGGCACAGGAGGAGCUGAAAAACCUUAGAAAUAAAACCAUGCCAAAUGUAAUUUCUCGACGUUAUCAUAACAUAGGUGUAUUUCCUAUGGACUCCUUAGCAGCUGAGAUAGAGGGAUCGAUGAGGAAAGAGCUUCAGAUAGAUGAGCCCGACUCCUCGGAAAUGAAUGGCAAUCAUCAGAAGCGCGUGUUUGAGACGGUGAAGAACGUGAACCAGGUAGUAAAGCAGAAAUCUCUGGCACCUUCUCCAAUGAACAUCCCAGGCUCUAACCAGUCAUCUUCUAUGAACUCUCUAAUGUCAAGCUGUGUCAGCACACCACGCUCCAGCCUUUAUGGAGGGGAUAUCUCUAACAUAGUUAUUGAUAACAAAACUAAUAGCAUUAUCCUGGAAACGGCGGAGUCAACUGACAACAGCGAUGAUAAAAACAAGAAGCCUGGAACGCCUGGCACUCCAGGCUCUAACGACCUGGCGACAGCUUUGCGGCGGUUGUCCCUUCGGCGAGAGAACUACAUCCUAGAGCGCAAGUUCUUCGAAGAUGAUCAGGAGCGGAAGCUGCGUAGUCUUGCCGAGAAGGAAGAGCUCCGCAGUGGGUCUCUUACGCCUACAGAAAGCAUCAUGUCCCUGGGCACCCACUCUUCCAGGUUGUCAGAGUUCACUGGAAUCUCAGGAAUGUCCUUCAGCAGCCGCUCUUACCUGCCAGAGAAACUGCAGAUCGUGAAGCCCCUAGAAGGAUCAGCAACUUUACAUCAGUGGCAGCAGUUGGCACAACCACAUCUUGGAGGAAUCCUGGAUCCUAGGCCUGGCGUUGUUACCAAAGGCUUCCGAACCUUAGAUCUGGACCAGGAGGAAGUGUACUGCUUCACUGACUAUGAAGAAGAUGAGACAGGUGACAUUCCUUACAAGGGCUUAACUACCUCGAGUCCCGUCCAUCAUUUAGAGACCUCAGGUGAGAGGUCUCAAGCACAAGUGACUGUGUCUGACAGCAAGAAUUGUCCAAGCCAUUCUCAUGCUGCCCCCGAGGACUUGCAAGAGCCCGCGACAGACGAUGAUGAGGGGUCUGUGUACCACCCUGGGAAAUGCUUGUCUCAGACCAACUCUACAUUUACGUUUACUACUUGUCGGAUCUUGCACCCAUCUGAUGAACUCACCCGUGUCACUCCAAGCCUUAAUGCAACACCCACUCCAGCUUCUGUCAUCUUCAGCAAUCUAAAACCAACGCCAGCAAGCACACCCUGCACACCUCGACGUUUGAGUUUGGCCGAGUCUUUUACCAACCUAAGAGAAUCAACAACCACUAUGAGCACAUCUUUAGGACUGGUGAGGCUAUUGAAAGAGCAAGGCAUUUCAGCAGCUAUGUACAACCCCCAAAGUUGGGACAGGGCUGGAAAGGUUUCUUUUAUGAAUCAAUCGCUUCCAAAAAUGGCUGUUAUACCUUCCACGCCUCCAAAUUCGCCUAUGCAGACGCCAAGCUCUUCUCCUCCUUCCAUAGACUUUAAAUGCACCAGCCCACCUUACGAUAACUUCCUGGCUUCGAAGCCUGCCAGCUCCAUCCUGAAGGAAGUGAGGGAGAAAAAAAACAUAAGAAGUAGUGAAUGUCAAACUGAUGUCUCUGUCUCCAACCUUAAUUUGGUGGAUAAAGUGAAAAAAUUUGGAAUUGCCAAAGUCUCAGGACCAUCACAGGCCUCUGCUGUAUGCGAAAGCCACAGGCCUAUUAUAUGUGGCGCACAGGGACCAAUGCAAGCAUAUGGUCCUGGAGGCCUUAUACCAGAAGGUCUGCCUUUAAAUUACUCUGCUGUUACAAGUGGCAUACAGCUAAACACUGGAAUUCGUAGGAAUCGGAGCUUCCCAACAAUGGUAGGAUCUAGUAUGCAGAUGAAAGCACCAUCGACAUUGACACCAGGCAUCCUAAUGGGAGCCAAGUUACCAAAACAGACAAGCUUACGAUGAGAAACAGCCCAACAUCGGCAACCAUAUGACUGGUCUCAAAGGCCGAUCAUUAGCUUAUGUGCUUAUAUUGUGAAAUCCUGCAUCCAACGGUUAUCUAGGGGGCUAUGACUUCCUUUUGAGUUGCCACCUCUCCCUUAUUUCCUUUCGCUUGUACUGACAAAUCAUCGUUGUGCCUAGAUGAGAAGUGGAGACUAAACUUUGUAUAAAUCUGUAGAUAAGGAGCAUAUUGCAACUAUAUUAAUUUCGCCAACUGAAAGUGGUGAUUUACGGAUGUUGCUGUAAUAUUGUAGAUAAUAUUAUAUUGUACAAUAAAUAAAUGGGGCAAGUGGGGGUACUGUAUGCACUGACUUUAAUGGACUUCUGCAGCUUAGAAUGCAAAAAUAGUUUUAGAAUUAAAUCAAGUUUUGGACUGACCAAGGUUUUUAAUUUAUGUAAAAGGAAAUUUAACCCAUACACAGGUGUGAGGUAUCCUUGGGUAUGUUAAGAAAUUUCCUUUGUUUUUGUUUAAUGAUGCAAUAAAUCAAUAUCCUUUUUGUAAGGUCUUAAAAAAAUUAUCAUUGCAACUAUAGAGGCUGAAUACCAACAAAAUUGAUAAAAUGUGACUGACAUUUCACAAUAUAAUUUGAAUUAUUAUGAAUAAAAAAAAGAACUUACUUAAAGGGUAACUUCAUCUAGUUAGUUAAGGGAGCCAUUUUGUGAACUGAUCUGCUUGCCCCAUCAGUUCCUUAUGAAUUAAGAGCACCAGUAUUGUUGCAGUGCAUAAAAUGGCUUCCAGCACUUCUGUAGGUAUCGUGUACAAUAAUAGCGAUAUACAAUACAUAUUUUUGAACACUGCAUUGGCCAAUGGUAUGUUUCUCUGUUGGCACAGUGGACUACUUUGCAAUCAUUUCACACAAGUUCUGCACAUUCUCUUUUAUUAGUUAUUCUCACUGUGCACUAGAACCUAUUUUGGAUAUCAGGAACAAAAAGGGAUUGGUAGGACACAAACGAAACGCAAGACUGUGCUGUCAAUUAACUUAAAUACUUGAAAUAUAAGCCUGUAAAGCGAGCUAUUUAUUGUUGGCUGAUGAAGGAACUAGUUUUUUUAUGUUUGUUAAAGAAGGUCAAUAUUAUAUAAAGUUAGUACAUUUUAAAAAAAUCUUAAGCGCACUAACUGUAUUGUUUUUGUUUUAGGUCAAUUGCAUUUUAAACUUUUUUUUUUUUUUUUUUUUUAAGAAAAAGGUCUUAAUCACAGGCCCAUAUAAUUCGUUUUUUUUUUAAUGCACACUAGGCCAUUCAAUAAAGUUAUAGUCCACUACA
Molecule: messenger RNA, 4624 nt
Organism: Rana temporaria (common frog)
Lineage: Eukaryota; Metazoa; Chordata; Amphibia; Anura; Ranidae
Gene: TRAK1
Product: trafficking kinesin protein 1
Exons: 15
Coding region: 530-3325 (931 amino acids)
Biological process (GO): anterograde axonal transport of mitochondrion; neurogenesis; endosome to lysosome transport
Cellular component (GO): dendrite
Molecular function (GO): GABA receptor binding
Source: RefSeq, a predicted model, not a curated record